Molecule: messenger RNA, 2302 nt
Organism: Gadus morhua (Atlantic cod)
Lineage: Eukaryota; Metazoa; Chordata; Actinopteri; Gadiformes; Gadidae
Gene: wipi1
Product: WD repeat domain, phosphoinositide interacting 1
Exons: 13
Coding region: 281-1654 (457 amino acids)
Molecular function (GO): protein binding
Source: RefSeq, a predicted model, not a curated record
CUUGUUAUGCUUUUUUUUCCUUCCUUUUUUUUUCAUUUCCUACUGUCUGUUGUGCUCAAAAGACGGGAUUUGUCAUAAUUUCUCAGUCGAUACCAGCCUCCACUGCGUCUGAAUCAUCGUGCAAGGCGAGCUCGGAUGAGGCUAUUUCUCCAAAGGAGGUCGAUCCCAUUUCUUUCCAGCUGGAUCAGUCUUCGGCCAAAAUCGAGAAAAUAGGUGCAGUCGGUCCCAGGCCUGCGAUCCAGGCCCGAGGGAGAGAAGGAGGUCGCUGCUGGGAAUCGGGAUGGAGACCGCAGAGGGUUCCGUUGGUACUAGCGGGCCGAGUGGACUGGCGCCCGGGCUUGGGUGCGCUUCGUUCAACCAGGAUUCCACCUCAUUGGCUGUGGGCACGGGCAUGGGCUACAAGCUGUACUCCCUGACCUCCGUGGAGAAGCUUGACUGCAUCCAUGAGAGUGCAGACAGCCCAGACGUCUUCAUCGUGGAGCGUCUGUUCUCCAGCAGCCUGGUGGUGGUGGUGAGCACGGCCUUGCCCCGGCGCAUGAACGUCUACCACUUCAAGAAGGGCACGGAGAUCUGCAACUACAGCUACUCCCACGACAUCCUCGCCGUUCGGCUCAACCGACAGAGACUUGUGGUGUGCCUUGAAGAGUCUAUUUACAUUCACAACAUCAAAGAUAUGAAGCUGCUGAAGACCCUCCUCAACACGCCGUCUAACCCGUCUGGUCUAUGCGCUCUAUCUGUUAACCAUUCCAACUCCUACCUGGCUCAUCCUGGCAGUGCCACCAUCGGGGAAAUUGUAGUUUACGACGCCAACAUCUUGAGCACCGUCACUAUGAUCCCCGCCCACGACACCCCGCUGGCCGCGCUGGCCUUCAACGCUCAGGGCACCAGGCUGGCCAGCGCCUCCGAGAGGGGCACGGUCAUCCGGGUCUUCUCCAUUCCUGACGGCCAGCGUCUGUUUGAGUUCCGGAGGGGCAUGAAGAGGUACGUCAACAUCAGCUCCUUGUCCUUCAGUCCUGACGGCCAGUUCCUCUGCACCUCAAGCAACACAGAGACGGUUCACAUCUUCAAACUGGAACAACUUGGAAUAACCGGGGAGGAGGCGUCCCCCACGUGGACGGCCUACGUGGGGAAGAUGUUCUCGGCGGCCAGCAGCUACCUCCCCACCGGGGUGACGGGCAUGAUGAGCCAGGACCGGGCCUUCGCCACCGCCCACCUGCUGGCCAUGGGCCGCAGGAACAUCUGCACCCUGGCUGUGAUCCAGAAGCUUCCGCGCCUGCUGGUGAUGUCGGCCGACGGCCAGCUGCUCAUCUACAACGUGGACCCGCAGGAGGGGGGCGAGUGCACCCUGGCCCACAAACACAGGCUCUUCUGCUGCGACGAGGACAGCGGGGAGGAGACGGAGUCAGAGCGAUCCAACUUGAAUACACCGCCGUCCGCCUGCCCGUCGUACGCCGCGACUGCUGCCCUGCCCACCGCGGUGCCUGUCACCACAACGCUCACAGGCUACUCUGAAGACGGCGGGGCAAAGAAAGGCGAAGUUAUCCCCGAGCAUGAGUUUGCGGCAGGGCCCGUCUGCCUGGACGACGAGAACGAGUUCCCACCUAUUAAUUGGUGCCGUGACGGAAGUCGAGGUGGCGGGGCGAGACGCUCGUGAGGCAGUGAGGCAGACAGAAACAAAAGCUACAGAGGCGAGCGAAGGAAUAGUUGCGACAUCGCCCCCCGGCGUUAGGAUAAAAAGGGAGCAGAAAAACGAAAAAAAAAAAGAUAUAUAUUUUAUGGUGCUAACUUUUUUUUGUGAUGAAAUGUCAUGAUGAUAUUAAACAUGAGUAUGUUUUCCAUUUAAUCGUUUUUAAUGUAGAAGCCACUUCUAUUAUCGUAAAAGAGGGGCAGUGCAUUACCCCCUAGUUAUUUAAAAAGUGUAUGUAAGGUGCAUGCCUGAGCAACAAUAUAACCACAGAUUUUCAUUGCUAUGUAGCUUUACCUAUUUCUAUUAGUUGCAUUAUUGCAGCGAUAAUAUCCUAAUGUGGUCAUUCAUGUAUUCGUAUUGGAUCCUUAAGUAGAGAACUGAACAUUUUUUUUCAUUCCUUUUUAUUUUUAUUGUGUUAAAUACCUACUUAAUGUUUACACGUAUGCAAUGUACGGAAAUCAGCAAGUAUGUAUUUAAGUAUGGAUAAAUACAUAUGUUGUAUGAAUGUGCCUGUUGUAAUUUGUAAAGUGCUAAAUAAUGCACAUUGCACAAGACCAAAAAACUGAAAAAGAACAAUAAAAAAAUACCCUUGAUGAUAAAUCAACCUAGAGAACA